AUGAAGCUGAACUGGCCUCUUCUUCAAACACCGCCUGCAGAGUGUUUAUGGACUCUCCACUUUGCUGUUGCACGCCGCGGGAACUUUCUUUUCGCUGCCGAUUAUUUCCAUGACGGCUUAUUUUUGGAGACAGUGGGAGAAAGGAUAUUUCGAGAGAGUGAACUUGUGACGGGGCGUCAGCCGGCGUAAUGAGUUUUCUUCCUCGUGGGCGACUUGUCUGUGCCGUGUCCAAUCGGAGGCCUUAUAAGGACGGUGGUGGUCGAUGAGUGACGUUCCUUCACUCGUUCGUCAACAGGAAGGAAGAAUCCCGUCUGUUUCCCUGCUGACCUCUACCUCUUCUGACGCUCAGUGGACACACUUUUCUAUCACAUCUACUGUUAACCAUGAUCCAUUCAUCAGUUUUGCAGCUGUCGUCCAAGCCGCCAUUUUUUAUCAAGACACGGCAGAUUCCUGCCUUUUCCUGCUGAACCAACGUGUCUGUCCUUUGUGUUACUGAAGAGAGAUUCUGGGGCUUCAAUUUUUUCUUUUUAUCUUCCUACCUCUUUGCUUUGCCCCUUCCUGUCUGGUCUGAAACACGUGCAGCAUUAUUUUACUUCCACAUUGUCCAAUGCUGUGUUUCGUUGUUUUCUUUUAGGGCACAAACUGAGAAUACAGAAAACAAAUUUUCUAUUAUUUUUGCUCCCGCCUUUUAUUUUAUCUCUUGUUGGAGGUUGUUGGCCAUUAGUUGACAAAGAAAAUCCCACUUGUCUUAGUUGUUUUUUCCAUUUUGUCCACAAUGUGGUCAACCUUUUUUGUGGCAGAUCUGGAGGGCCGCGCCGUGGCCCCGGCGGCAGCGGGAGCUGUGGCGGGCGCCGCCCCCGUAGGAGCAGCCCAGGGUGCGGGGGGUCUGACCAACCUGAUGGGCGGACGCAGCACGUUCGGCGGGAACAAACGCCGCAGGACCACGUCAGCGGGACACUCCAUGAGUGAGGCCCAGGAAGGAAAGAUCAAGUUGGCGUUCUUUGUGGCCAUCGUGGGCGUAGUCCUUACGGUGCUCGGCAUGGGGACAGAGUUCUGGGUGGAGCUGUCACCCUCAAAGUUUUUUUACAACAAUCAGACAUGUCUGACAGCCCACUAUGGCCUGUGGAAGGGCUGCACCAAGACCCUGUGGGUGGCCGAUAUCGACCCAGCGAGGGAGAGCUGUGGACCCGCUGAGCUGCCCGGAGAAUCAAACUGCACCUACUUCAAGUUUUUCACCACCGGGGAAAACGCCGUGAUGUUUCAGAAGACGACGCAGAAGAAUCUGAACGUCGUGACGGCCAUGUUGGCUCUGUUCAGCCUGUUCCUCAUGGUGAUGGGAGCCAUUUGCAUCACCAUGUCUCUCAGUAAGGAGAUCCUGUUCUUCCUGAAGCCGGCGUCCGUCUGCUUCAUCCUGUCAGGCUUCCUGGUGCUUAUCUCCCUCGUGGUCUUCCACCAGUCGGUCCUCGCUCUCCUGGCUAGCGACCACACGGUUCCCCUCCACCACGAGCUCUCCUGGUCGGUGUCGUGCGUCGGCUGCGCGGGGGCCGUCCUCAUGGUGGGCGGCCUCCUCUUCCUGGUGCUGGCGCUGCCCUGCAGCCCCUGGCAGAGGUGCCUCCCUCGGAGGAACAGCAGCACCUAGUGGCCUGGAGGUGCUGUUGCACUUUGAAUGUUUUCCAAAUGACGUCUUAGCAAACACAGACCGCUUUGUCCGGAUGCGUAAAAGGAGGGUGUUGUUGCCGGGAAGAAUCCCUCAGUGAUUCAUGACCCCACAAACUGCAGCGCAACUUUGUUGAUGUUCAGCCCGUUAGUGAGCGAGGACUUCGCUCUGAAACAAAUAGAUACAAAUAUGUUAGUCUUGAUGCGUAGACAUGUUUGGGAAGCAGUUUUGUAUCGUCUUACUAAUCAUCGCGCAGGCAAUUUACUGUUCGUCCAAUAAGAACACACACGUCCAUGAACUCGCUGUCACACAACACUUCAUAUAAACACUUUGUAGACGCAGGAAGAUGUGACUUUAGCCAGCAGGUGGAAUGUUUCUCACCAGCUGGACGUCUAGAUUCACGCGUCAUCAUUCACCAUAUCAUAAAAGUCAACUGUAAAAUGUUAGCUCGUGGAUUUGGUUUAGGAGUUCAUUAAUUAUCCAUGCAGGUACGAAGAGAACGAGCUCGUUCAUUGGUUCUCCGCCUGCGCAUUGUCACGUCUCCCGGGAUUCUAAAGGUGGCGGGCAAUCAACGUACAGUAACAUCCCAGGUACUGUCUUUGGUUUAAACACGUUUAAAGCAUUUAAAUGCCGCGUUUAACUUCGAGUCGGAGUUCGUUGUCGUUGCUCUCGAGUGAACUUUUCUUUUCGACCCAUCAAAAUGAAGAAUACAUCGCUUUUAAAAACUAAUAAUCCCCUAACUUGAUAACGUCAACAUAGUAUCUGCCACUGUCUUAAAAACUCUCACGGAAAACUUAAAAAGUAGGUAAAGACAAACUCAUCAACUCAGAUAUGAUCCUUUGACACAGGACGUCACAAGACGACCUCUUUAAAACAUAAAAGCAUGUGUAUUGAGCUCCACUUUGCUUUUUACCGUCGUAUGUCGGAUGUUUGUUUCGUUGCCGUUCAUCAGUUAACGUUAGGAAAAAGUAUAGUGGGGGUUAUUUUUUUCAUUUCUCCUUUGAUUUUCACUCAUUUCAAGCUCUAAUAUUCAAUAUCCGUGUCUGCUCAUGAACAUGAAUGUGAACGUGGUCCUUUCCUCAUCUCGGACGUGGUGCAUCCCGCUGCAGCGGGAAGAUGAGCGGCGUGUUGGACACGAGGUGUGACGACAGAUAACGGGAAAGAUUUUUAGUAGAGUAGAAGUGAAGUGUUUUUAGCGUCCAGUGAUUUACAGCGUCUGAACAAACCAUCUCUGCAACUCAUUCUCUUUUUUCUUGGACUGAAUCGAUUAUAAUAUUAUUAUUAAACAUGACAUGAAUAUUUAAUGUCAUCCUCUCUCAGGUUUCCGUCUCGCUCUCGUUCUGCACUCGACCGUCGCUCGCCUCCUCAAACGCUGCUGUAUUUUAUUAUUAUGACACCUCCUGAUAAAAAUGGCUGACAACUGGCUGACGCGUCGCGUUCGAGCGUCUGUCCACUUUAAAUGUUACAUAUAUAUUAAAAUGCUUCACGUGAACCACGAAUAUAAUAAACUACUUUUGAGAACCACA
This is a messenger RNA of Scophthalmus maximus (turbot), 3183 nucleotides long. RefSeq names its product voltage-dependent calcium channel gamma-6 subunit-like. The transcript has 7 exons. The coding region runs from base 776 to 1639 and encodes 287 amino acids. Gene Ontology annotation, molecular function: calcium channel regulator activity. Gene Ontology annotation, biological process: calcium ion transport; regulation of calcium ion transmembrane transport via high voltage-gated calcium channel. The record is from RefSeq and is a predicted model, not a curated record. Lineage: Eukaryota; Metazoa; Chordata; Actinopteri; Pleuronectiformes; Scophthalmidae. Gene Ontology annotation, cellular component: L-type voltage-gated calcium channel complex; membrane.